Molecule: messenger RNA, 798 nt
Organism: Melanotaenia boesemani (Boeseman's rainbowfish)
Lineage: Eukaryota; Metazoa; Chordata; Actinopteri; Atheriniformes; Melanotaeniidae
Product: vegetative cell wall protein gp1-like
Exons: 2
Coding region: 1-798 (265 amino acids)
Source: RefSeq, a predicted model, not a curated record
AUGGUCCCGGAUGAUGUAAUCAAACGCGAGGCCUGUUCGAGGAACCCCAAUCCUCCUGAAAGUCCCAGUCCUUCUAAAAGUCCACCAGACCCCAGUCCUUCUAAAAGUCCACCAGACCCCAGUCCUUCUAAAAGUCCACCAGACCCCAGUCCUUCUAAAAGUCCACCAAACCCCAGUCUUCCUGAAAGUCCACCAGACCCCAGUCCUCCUGAAAGUCCACCAGACCCCAGUCCUCCUAAAAGUCCACCAGACCCCAGUCCUCCUGAAAGUCCACCAGACCCCAGUCCUCCUAAAAGUCCACUAGAUCCCAGUCCUCCUGAAAGUCCACCAGACCCCAGUCCUCCUAAAAGUCCACUAGAUCCCAGUCCUUCUAAAAGUCCACCAGACCCCAGUCCUCCUGAAAGUCCACCAGACCCCAGUCCUUCUGAAAGUCCACCAAAUCCCAGUCCUUCUGAAAGUCCACCAAACCCCAGUCCUCCUGUUGGUCCACCAAACCCCAGUCCUUCUGAAAGUCCUCCAGACCCCUGUCCUUCUGAACGUCCACCAAACCCCAGUCCUCCUGAAAGUCCACCAGACCCCAGUCCUCCUGAAAGUCCACUAGAUCCCAGUCCUCCUGAAAGCACACCAGCCCCCAGUCCUUCUAAAUGUCCAUCAGACCCCAGUCCUCCUGAAAGUCCACUAGAUCCCAGUCCUCCUGAAAGUCCACCAGAUCCCAGUCCUCCUGAAAGUCCCAGUCCUUCUAAAAGUCCACCAGACCCCAAUCCUCCUGAAAGUCAAACAGACCGAAGUUAUUCUUAA